AUGGACUUAUUGCAGUUUAAUCAAGGAGAAGUCUUCUCUGGAAGAGUUGAAGCUGGGGGUUUACCAGGGGAACUGGCAGGCGGAGGGAAUGGGAAUAGUGGAGGGAGAGGGGGAAUAUGGAAGGUCGGUGGGGGAGGAGAAGGUGGUGGCGGCGGCGGAGUGAAUCCUGGUAGUGGUGGGAAAGGAAUUGGUGGCAGUGGCGGGAACGGUGGCAAUGGAGGAAAAGGGAAUGAUGGUGGCGGAGGCGGCGAGGGAGUAAAUCCUGGUAUUGGUAAGAAUGGCGGCAGUGGAGGGAUAGGGAAGGGGAAUGACGGCGGCGGCGGCGGGGUGAAAAAUGGGAUCGGUGGCAAAGGAAUCAAUGGCGACGGUGGCGGUGUGAACCCUGGGAUCGGUGGCAGAGGUAUUAAUGGCGGUGGUGAAAAAAAUGGGAUAGGAAAUGAUGGCGGCGUUAGCCCCGGGAUUGGCGGGAGGAAAACUUUCGAGGGCAUCAAGCUUUUCUUGGAACCAAACUUGAGAUCUCCUGGAGCGGCACCGUCCGUGCACCUGCUCGGUUGUUUCAGGGGCUUGAAGGCAAGAAGCCCUGCCGAGAAUACGUGGAGUCCAUGCCUCUUCGACUUGAGACGAAGCGAUGACGAAAUGCCUAAGGACACUGCGCGGCAGCCUGGGUCGCCGCUCUUGAUCAGCUUCACCGCGCAACCCUCGAUUCCCUCCGCAUCUUUACCCAUCGAAGCUGGUAAAAGGACCUUGAAUUUGCCAUGCCUAUUCGUCCUCGCUUCUUGUCGGAAGCUCAGGCUCGAGCUCGAGUUUCCGCAUUCUAUCGAAACAUAUGCACCUGAACACACACAUGUAGGUGGAAUUCUGUUUUUAGACACAAGUCGGAGCUAUAGCACAUAG
This is a messenger RNA of Eucalyptus grandis, 894 nucleotides long. RefSeq lists its product as uncharacterized. The coding region runs from base 1 to 894 and encodes 297 amino acids. Lineage: Eukaryota; Viridiplantae; Streptophyta; Magnoliopsida; Myrtales; Myrtaceae. The record is from RefSeq and is a predicted model, not a curated record. The transcript has a single exon.